Paramuricea clavata is the source of this 2642-nucleotide messenger RNA. NCBI's taxonomy places the organism in Eukaryota, Metazoa, Cnidaria, Anthozoa, Malacalcyonacea, Plexauridae. The record is from the annotation of a GenBank genome assembly.
AUGAACAGUAACAGGAUAUCUCAAGAUCGAAGGCGAAGUCCGUUCAACCGUACAUCUAAAACGUCAGUGACAACAUGUACAAGGUUUGGCGGUAAACACGAUGAACAACAGAAAUGUCCAGCUAUAGGAGCUACUUGUCAUAAGUGCAAAAAACCUAACCACUACUCGAGAAUGUGCAGGACUAGAACAAAUGAAAAGAACGUUCAUAGUCACGAAGCCGAAGCGAGCACACGAAAUAGCGACAGUGAAAGCAAUGAUAGUUUUUUCAUUGGCGCCAUACACGCCCAAGACGAAAACAAAGAAUGGACGACAUCCCUGAAAGUAAACAAUACAAAUGUUAUGUUCAAAAUCGAUACUGGAGCCGAAUGCAAUGUGAUUUCAAAAAAGACGUAUGAGGAACUUAGUAAAACCCUCUUAGAAAAAUCGCGAACAAAGCUCGGAGCGUUUGGAGGGCAAAAGUUAAAAACAACUGGAAAAUUUACAACGUUAUGUACAUAUCGUGACAAAUAUUGGCCAAUUGAGUUUCAAGUCGUAAAUCAUGAAGUUCCAAAUAUACUUGGACUUACAACUUGCCUUCAGUUAAAUCUUGUAAAACGAGUGCUAACUAUCGACAAAAAAGAAUGCGUCGAGUUGACGUCCACCGCACGUGAGGAUAUUUUCGAACAGUACAGUGAUGUGUUUACUGGGUUAGGUUGUGUUAAAGGCGUAGUACACCACAUUGAAACUGACCCUACUGUAAAACCGGUAAGGCCACUCCAAAUUAGACUUUAGUUUCCCGUCCGGCCCUUAUUUCAAAUUACACGCGGGCGGGGCGAUUUCCAUUAUCCAUUAUGGUGUCUGAAAGAUGAAACACGACCCAUUAUUUCAUGAAAUAGAUACGAGUUUUAAAUAUCCAUUCAGCCACGUUUCUACGCAAUAUUUUAGAGUUUUUGUAUGCAGAAAUGAAAGCCAGGAUAUUAACCUUAUCGGUUUUGACGUUCAAAAAUCAAAACUUGUAACGGAAGAGUGUAGCUCAGCAGUUCGUAGUGAAAACGGAAAAAAAUUCACGCUCUUUGAUAAAAGUUUCAAGAAUUUUAUUUCGAUUUUUACGUGUUGUAUCAUAAAUACGUAUGUCUUGCACGAUAGAUUAUUUGAAAACUGUGGUUUUUCGUAAUUGUUUGUCACAAAAGUCAAAUAAUGGAAACAACUUCGCGGCAAUAAUGGACAAACCAUGCGGCCAGUUCUAGGAGACGCGGGCGGAGGACGGGAAACUAAAGUCUAAUUUGGAGUGGCCUAAUUCACCCACCGCGUCGAGUUUCAGCACCCUUGCGACAAAAAGUUAAGGACGAACUGGAUCGUAUGGAAAGUCUCUGAGUAAUAGAGCGAGUUCAACAGCCAACGGAAUGGGUAAAUAGUUUAGUAACUGUCGUAAAACCCAAUGGAAAAAUACGAUUGUGUAUUGACCCGAAAGACUUAAAUCGCGCAAUUAAACGUGAACAGUAUCCUAUGAAAACUAUAGAAGAAGUUAUCUCGCGAAUGCCGAAUGCCAAAUUCUUCUCGAAGCUUGAUGCUACCCAAGGCUACUGGCAAGUACAACUUGAUGACGAAAGUGCAACGAAAAUAUGUACAUUUAGGCUAUGUUUACAUUGUAUCGGAUCAGUUUUUGUUUCGUUCGCGAAAAGUUACGGCCCGAGUGUAAACAGCUUCCGCCCCGCCCAUCUAUGCCGUCGUAUUUUUUUCUAUAUAUUAUUAGAAUAGUAAGUUGUUGUUUGCCAGAUUCCAUCCGAGUCACGCACUGAACCGAAAUUGCUCCGAUUGGUGUUUACAUUACAAUGAGAGCGUUGCAAAAACCGAUCCGAUACACCGCGCACCACUUCGAAGAGCGAACCGCCGCACCACCGGUUCGUUGCAGAAAUUGAGACGAUAACAACAUUUCAUAUGUAAACAGAAGCCCUAUCCGGUAUGGUUUUUGCGUCGGACGCAAAGUGAUCCGAUACAAUGUAAACAUAGCCUUAAUACACCGUUUGGUCGAUACCGUUUUCAUCGUCUGCCAUUCGGAAGUGUUUCAGCGUAUUAUGUCUCAAAUUUUUUAUGGCAAUGAAGGAAUCGAAGUUAUUGUCGAUGAUUUAUUAAUCUGGGGUGAAACUCGAGAACAACACGAUGAACGUUUGAAACAAGCAUUAGAAAGAGCUCGCGAAGCUGGAGUGAAACUUAACAAGGAUAAAUGUGAAAUUGGACUACAACAAGUAACUUAUAUUGGACAUACGUUGAGUUCAAAUGGAUUAAAACCGGAUGUGAACAAAGUCGAAGCUAUCAAAACAAUGGAUACACCGACAGAUAAGGCAGCAGUCCAGAGAUUUCCCGGGAUGGCAACGUACCUUGCUAAACUUAUCCCAAAUUCCUCACAAUUAGCUGCUCCCCUGCGAAUGCUACUUGAAAAGAACACGGCAUGGCACUGGGAUGUGCAGCAACAAAACAGUUUCGAAAGAUUAAAGCAAACAAUAACAAAUGCACCUGUUUUGAAAUAUUAUGAUGUAAACAAACAUGUAACUAUUCAAGUUGAUGCUAGCCCUGAUGGGUUAGGAGCUGUCCUUUUACAGGACGAGCGCCCAGUCGCAUAUGCAUCACGGUCAUUAACACAAACACAACGAAACUAUGCGUAG